CGGGAUCGGCGGAGGCCCCGCGGCGGCCGAUGGUCCGUGUUGUGCCGCCGCCCCCCGCCCGCCCCGCUCCGACCCGGCAGCGGCCGCAGAUGGCGCGGCGGGGACCGGGCAGGCGGGGCGGGAGGUCACCGGCCCCGCCGCCGCCGCCGCUGCUGGCGCUGCUGCUGCUGUUGGUGCUGGGCCCUGCCGCCGCCGCCGGCGAGGAGGUGGCGGUGUCCAAGGAAUGCGACAAGCCGUGCGCCAACGGCGGGCGGUGCCAGCCGGGCACCGGGCAGUGCGAGUGCCAGCCCGGCUGGGUGGGCGACCAGUGCCAGCACUGCGGGGGGCGCUUCAGACUCACUGAAUCUUCAGGGUAUGUCACAGAUGGGCCUGGAAAUUACAAAUACAAGACAAAAUGCACCUGGCUCAUUGAAGGAAGGCCAAACACAAUCCUCAGGCUUCGAUUCAAUCACUUUGCCACAGAGUGCAGUUGGGACCACUUGUAUGUGUAUGAUGGAGAUUCAAUUUAUGCUCCCUUAUUGGCAGCCUUUAGUGGUCUCAUUGUUCCUGAGAAAGACAGCAAUGAAACAGUACCUGAAGUUGUAGCUACUUCUGGAUAUGCUCUUCUACAUUUCUUCAGUGAUGCUGCCUAUAAUCUCACGGGGUUUAACAUCACCUAUAACUUCAAUAUGUGUCCCAAUAACUGCUCCGGCCAAGGGGAAUGCAAGCUCAACAGAAGCACCAGUGCUCUGCAAUGUGAAUGUGAGAAAUACUGGAAGGGAGAAGCUUGUGACAUUCCUUACUGCACCGAGGGUUGUGGGGCACCUGAGAGAGGCCGCUGUGACUUCAAUGACUCCAAAGCGUGUUUGUGCUCUGCAGGCUGGCAGGGUCCUGGAUGUGCAAUUCCUCUUCCUGCGAACCAGUCGUUUUGGACCCGGGAGGAAUACUCUCUUCCAAAACUUCCUAGAGCAUCUCACAAAACCGUCAUCCAUGACAAUAAAAUGUGGAUUGUUGGAGGCUAUGUCUUCAAUCAUUCCGACUCUCAGAAGGUUUUAGCGUAUGAUCUUAUUUCUGAAGAGUGGCUUCCACUGAACAACUCGGUGAACUCCAUAGAGAUGAGAUAUGGUCACUCGUUGGCAUUACACAGGGAUAACAUCUACAUGUAUGGUGGUAAGAUAGAUGCGACAGGGAACGUGAGCAGCCAGCUGUGGGUGUUGCACAUUCCCCGGCAGAGCUGGGCSCCGGUGACUCCCAAGGCCAAGGAGCAGUACGCCGUGGUUGGGCACUCGGCCCACAUCGUCACUCUGCGGGACAACAGCACCGUCAUGCUCGUCCUGUUUGGCCACUGCCCUCUCUACGGCUACAUCAGCAAUGUUCAGGAGUACAACCUGGUGACAAAUACCUGGAGCAUCUUACAGACGAGUGGAGCUUUGGUGCAAGGAGGAUAUGGUCACAGCAGUGUUUAUGAUCCAAAUACAAGAUCAAUUUACAUCCACGGAGGCUACAAAGCAUUCAGUGCCAACAAAUACAGGCUGGCAGAUGAUUUGUACAAAUAUGAAGUUGAUUCCCGUAUGUGGACUAUUCUGAAAGACAGCCGAUUUUUCCGCUACUUGCACACAGCUGUGAUAGUGAGUGGGACCAUGCUGGUGUUUGGAGGAAACACUCACAAUGACACCUCCAUGAGCCAUGGAGCCAAGUGCUUUUCUUCGGAUUUUAUGGCCUAUGAUAUUGCUUGUGAUCGAUGGUCUGUUCUUCCUCGCCCGGGUCUCCAUCACGAUGUGAACAGGUUUGGACACUCUGCUGUGCUGUAUAACAGCACGAUGUAUGUAUUUGGAGGCUUCAACAGCCUCCUCCUGAGUGACAUCCUGAAGUUCACACCUGCAAGAUGUGAGGCUUUUGGCAACGAGACCUCCUGCCUGCGAGCAGGUCCUGGCAUCAGGUGCGUGUGGAGUCUCAACCCUGCCCGCUGCAUCCCCUGGGAAAAUGCAACAAUGGAGCAGCAGCAAAAAGUCUUUGAAGGCUGUCCUCCCAAGCCAGUUGUAGACAAUGAAAAAUGUGAUCAGAUUACAGACUGCUACAGCUGUACAGCCAACACAAACAGCUGUCAGUGGUGUUCUGACCAGUGUAUCCCAGCGCACAACAACUGCACAGAGGAACAGGUUCCUGUUACUCUCUAUGACAAUUGUCCUAAGGAUAAUCCUGCUUAUUACUGUAGCAAAAAGACAAGUUGUAAAAGCUGUGCCAUGGAUCAAAACUGUCAGUGGGAACCCAGAAAUCAGGAGUGCAUUGCUUUACCAGAAAAUAUCUGUGGAACAAACUGGCAUUUGGUUGGCAACUCCUGCCUGAGGAUCACCAACGCCAAGGAGAACUACGAUCAUGCCAAACUGUCCUGCAGAUCCAACGGUGCUUUACUGGCUUCCCUCACCACCCAGAAGAAGGUGGAAUUUGUUCUGAAGGAGCUGCAGAAGGUGCAGUCUUCGCCCAAAACGCUGACUCCAUGGGUUGGACUGAGGAAAAUCAAUGUGUCGUAUUGGUGCUGGGAAGACAUGUCCCCCUUCACCAACACCCUCGUCCAGUGGCUUCCCAAUGAACCAAGUGAUGCUGGAUUUUGUGGAUAUUUAGCUGAGCCCUCCCAACAGGGAUUGAAGGCAGCAACAUGUAUCAACGAGGUCAAUGGCAGUGUCUGUGAAAGACCAGCCAACCACAGCGCCAAGCAGUGCCGCACGCCCUGCGCGCUGCGCGCCGCCUGCGGGGACUGCACCAGCGGCAGCUCCGAGUGCAUGUGGUGCAGCAACAUGAAGCAGUGCGUGGACUCCAACGCCUACGUGGCCUCCUUCCCCUACGGCCAGUGCAUGGAGUGGUACACCAUGAGCAGCUGUCCGCCUGAGAACUGCUCAGGCUACUGCACAUGUGCUCAGUGCUUGGAGCAGCCUGGCUGUGGAUGGUGCACAGAACCCAGCAACACCGGCAAGGGCAAGUGCAUGGAAGGCUCCUACCGGGGUCCUGUCAAGAUGCCCACCCCGUCCACACCAGGGAAACAUAGCUUGGAGCCYGUCCUUAAUGUCACUAUGUGUCCUGUGGAGAACAACCAUAACUGGUCCUUUAUUCAGUGUCCAGCCUGUCAGUGUAAUGGGCACAGCAAGUGUGUAAACGAGAGCAUUUGUGAGAAGUGUGAAAACCUGACGACGGGCAAGCACUGUGAGACGUGUAUCUCGGGCUACUACGGGGAUCCCACCAACGGGGGCACGUGCCAGCCUUGCAAGUGCAAUGGCCACGCGUCCGUCUGCAACACAAACACAGGGAAAUGCUUCUGCACAACCAAGGGAAUCAAAGGAGACGAGUGUCAACUGUGUGAAGUUGAAAACAGGUAUCAGGGAAAUCCACUUAAAGGAACGUGUUACUAUACUCUUCUCAUUGACUAUCAGUUCACCUUCAGCCUUUCCCAGGAGGACGAUCGCUAUUACACAGCAAUCAACUUCGUAGCAACACCCGAAGAGCAAAACAGGGACCUGGACAUGUUCAUCAAUGCAUCUAAAAACUUCAACCUCAACAUUACUUGGUCCACAAGUUUUACAGCUGGCACACAGGCUGGGGAGGAAAUUCCAGUUGUUUCCAGAACCAAUAUAAAAGAAUACAAGGACAGUUUCUCCAAUGAGAAAUUUGAUUUCCGCAACAACCCGAACAUCACAUUCUUUGUUUACGUCAGCAAUUUCACCUGGCCUAUAAAAAUACAGAUUGCAUUCUCACAGCACAGCAACUUUAUGGACCUGGUGCAGUUCUUUGUGACAUUUUUCAGUUGUUUUCUGUCAUUGCUCCUAGUGGCAGCUGUGGUUUGGAAGAUUAAACAAAGUUGCUGGGCAUCCCGACGGAGAGAGCAACUACUGCGUGAGAUGCAACAGAUGGCAAGUCGCCCCUUCGCCUCCAUCAACGUUGCCUUAGAAACAGAUGAAGAGCCACCAGAUCUCAUUGGGGGAAGCAUAAAGACUGUACCAAAGCCCAUCGCCCUGGAGCCCUGCUUUGGGAACAAAGCUGCUGUUCUCUCCGUGUUUGUGCGGCUGCCUCGAGGACUUGGGGGUAUUCCACCACCAGGACAGUCAGGUCUCGCAGUGGCCAGUGCACUGGUGGACAUUUCACAACAGAUGCCAAUUGCCUACAAAGAGAAAUCGGGCGCCAUUCGGAAUCGGAAGCAGCAGCCCCCUGCACAGCCAGGAACCUGUAUUUGAUGCAUGGACAUCAGAAACUGUCUAGGGUUUUAAACAAAAUGGAAAAGUAACCGAGGAGGAGGAGGAGGAGAAAGAUUUCCAAGUUGUGUCCCAAGAGACUAAAAGCACCCGGAAAAAACCACAACUUCCUUGAACCCGAUUUUUUUCUCUCAUUUACGUGCUAGUUGGCUUUAUUUGACAUCUGCUCCAUUUAAGUUUUACUGACACACGGCUUCAGAUUGCUCCUUUGUUUUCGUCCAGUUUAAAGUAAAAUAAUCUUAUUGUAGGUGCGGGAACAUCCGAUGCCACCGUUCCUGGCCAGUGUAAAUACAACAGUAGUCCAAUAUGAAUGACACUCAGGUUUCUACAUGGAAAGUGCUUUGUAGUUCAUGUAUUUAUCAAACUGUACAAAAAGAAAAAGAUCCAGUGUUUACAGGUGUCAGCUCUCAACUCAUAAACACUACUAUUAAUCUUCAAAGCAUCUUCAUCCUUUGUUUUCAUUUAAUAUUUAAUUGUUCCYUCACUAUUUCAGUGGAACUCUCUUCCAGGCACAGCCUUUUUUGUAGUCAUCAUGGUCCAGGAACUCAAAACCUGGGAUGUUUUAAAGGUUGAUGUUGCUCAGACCACGUGAAAUAAAUGGAAAGGUUGGAUGUUCCUUUGGAAACACUUUCUUCAGUGUUUACAUAGUCUUAACCUGUUUGGAGUACACUACACACAAGUGCCUAGACUUGAACAGAUCUAGGGAGGAGACUGCUACACAUGCUGCUUCUUCACAUCCUUAGAUUCCUUUUAGAGAUAUGUGUACUCACAUCUAGAGUCACCCGAGGCACUCCGUGUUCUCUGUCCCGUGCAGUCAGAGGAAAAUYGCAUUUUCCUGACCAAACAACUGCUCACUCAUCACUCAGAUGGAAAUAUCUGGAAGGCACGUAGAGUUUCAGUAUCUCAUAAGAAAACUCCCAGUUACACCAGCAUUUUCAUAGAAGUAGUUUAUGUUCCAGGUCAGACACAUCAUAUUUUUCUGAUUUUGGYCUCUUUCCUCCCCCUUCUUUCCCACCAUCCUUCUGGAUGAGAGCYGAGCUUGGAGGCAUUGCUCCUCAGYGGUUAUGAUUUACUCCAUCUUCUUACAGGGUGUAAAAAGCAGCCCCCUGGGUGCCACAUCACUUGCGGAUGAAGUAAAAAAAGAACUUUCAAUACAAAUCAAGCAGAGCAGCUUUGUUUUGCCACAGUUUUGAGUUCUACAUGAUCAGACCCUGGUAUUUCCUGUGGAGCUUGAACUCUCUCAGAUGCUGAAGAAGUGGCUGGUUGGUGAAAGGAUGAGAGUUGCAAACAGCAAAGAGAAGGYUUGGCACUUGGGGGGUGCAUCAAACAGCAUCUGAACUACUCUGACCAGCUGGRAUUGUGCUUUGAGGCUCAAGGUUGGACUUAAACCCAUCCAUCUGUGUGUGGUGGUGCACAGUGUCUCCCUGGAGUCAGGAAUGUGGCACAGAGCAGG
Messenger RNA from Malurus melanocephalus (red-backed fairy wren), 5673 nucleotides. It is a transcript of the gene ATRN, whose product is annotated as attractin. Lineage: Eukaryota; Metazoa; Chordata; Aves; Passeriformes; Maluridae. The record is from RefSeq and is a predicted model, not a curated record. Bases 30 to 4202 code for a protein of 1390 amino acids. Gene Ontology annotation, molecular function: protein binding. Gene Ontology annotation, cellular component: Golgi apparatus. The transcript is spliced from 29 exons.